Messenger RNA from Coregonus sp. 'balchen', 11196 nucleotides. The record is from the annotation of a GenBank genome assembly. Lineage: Eukaryota; Metazoa; Chordata; Actinopteri; Salmoniformes; Salmonidae.
AUGAAUCUUGUUAUUUUUCUUCUAGAGGAAUAUGGUUCUGUCUCCUCCACACCUGAUUCAACACCUCCCUGCACUGAAGGUAACAUCACAGAAUGCAUACAUACUGUACAGGUUUAGAAAUUGACUAUGUGAAUGAUUGAACUUCGUAUGUGAGAAUCAUAAUAUGAAAAAGAUCAUACUAUGACAUGUCUACAAAGAAUACAGGUGUAAUCUGAGGUUGAUUGUGUCCAUUUGUUCGUUUGAAUGCUUUUGUAGCCUUUCGGAAAAAUGAGAUCUGGAAACAGUACUCCCAUCAAAGUUGUUUUGCACCUUUGGAUGUUGCCCUUUCAUUCAGACAAAGCAUGUUGCGCUUUACUGGGCUUUCAACUCAGCGCUCAAAAACAUCAGAGGAUAUGUAGAUGAGAAAGCAACGUCAAACGGCUCCUCCAUAGACAUUAAAGUCACAGAACAUGUGAUAUGUUUAUGGAAUAAUAUUGUGUGCUCAUAUAGCUUUCUCCUAGGAUGAAAGUUUCACUGUAAUGGUUGAAGUUUAUAGCUAAGUUUAUAGCUUUUCUGUAAUGAAAACCUAUACAAUUUUCAACAUAUAACAUUGACACAGGACAGAAUAACAAAUAUAAAAGGUUUUCACUUUAAGGCUUUUCCUGUGCCUGUUUUCUCCAGGUGGGAAUGAGGAGUCUGAGCUGUGCGACCUGCAGACGGCCAGGGAGUGGUCUGAUGAAGAAGACGGGGGUCCGGAGGAUGAUGAUGGUGGAGCUUCAUCCCCCUCCAUUUGGGGGACCCCGAGACAGAACUCCUUCGAGCCCACCUUCUCCUACAUCGCCAUCGCCGAGGCAGAGGCGGGCGGAGCCUCACGACAUCAUCGGGACUCAUCGUCAGGGAGCCGGCGGAGGGGCGGGGCCAGGGGAGGCCGCACCUCCCUGAGCCGCACGGACACCGUGGAAAUGCUCCUCCCCCUGGACUCCCCCGACGUGGAGUGGGACCCCCACGCCUUCCUCGGCCGAGAGGAGGAGGAGGAGAGGGAGAGGGAGGAAAGGGAGAGGGACAUCCACAGACAGAUUGAGGCAGUCCAGGCCUCUCUCCUAGAUACUGAGAUUGAACCUCAAGAGAGGGACACAGAGACCCAGAGAGGGGAGACAGAGCCCCUGGAGCCCCAGCACUACAGUCCCUCUGACAGCCACCAGGGUGAGCCCACUAUGGGGCAGUGGGGAUGGGGUGGGGCUAUCUAGAUGGGAGGGUAGAUGGGAUCAAGGUAGGUAGAUAUACCUGCAUGGAGCUACAUUUAUAAAAGCAGGAGCUACUGCAUCUUUUCAGGCUUUCUAGCCCCUGAAAUCACACAGUGGGCGAGUAUAUUGCUCCAGGGUAAAUGGGUGUAAACUCUAUGUUUGAAAAUGGGAAGUGUGUCCCAUUUGAUAGUACAUAACUGUGACAGGCUUACAAACAACACAACUGAGUUGAGCUAAUACUGCCUGUGUGUGUGUGUGUGUGUGUUAGUCACACAGCAUGACUGAAGAUGAAGUCAGACACUGUGCUUUAGGCUCCCUGGACAGCGUGCUCUCUCCUGUUGUAUAGGAUCAGGAUGAGCACAUUUGUUAAUAAGAUUGCUAAAUCACUGUUCAUUGUAUAGUAGGUGAGGCUAAGGUAAAUAAUUACAUUGUUAGAUAAAUUAUAUUUCUAGUUGAUCUAAUACAACCUGAUUGUAGACUAACUUGAUGCAGGGUGAUGACAUCAUCACAAUGACCUUGUCUUCUGUUUCUCAGCAGCAUCACCGCCCCCUGAGCCUGAGUCCCUCGUAACCAUGGAAACCACAGUCACACUGCUCACGGCUGUGCGACCAAGAGGCGGCCUCACAGAUGAUGUGUCAUCCACUUCCUCCACCUCCGUUGGUCGAAACACUCAGGAAGAGCUGGCCAGUGAACAGUGGUUUUCAGUGCUCAACUUAUCAGGCCCUAUGAUAUGCACCCACAUAGCAGGUAACGUUUGUAGCACAUCUUACCUAUUUUCUGUGACUUUCCUAUCUUGGAACUACCUUUACAAUUUGAGCAUCUACCAUCCCCUUGCCCGAAUCAUUCUAUUUGACUUCUACUACAUUAUCUUACGUCAGAUAGUGUGUCUGUGUCUCCUGAAUUAAACCUCCGGCAUAUCCUCCAAUCUUAUUAUAGUGGGUGGACUGAGGGGUGGCUGGCCCAGGGGCUGGGUGGACUGGGGGCUGGGUGUACUUUACUGUCCACUCCCCCUCAUACUGACCCUGGGUGAUUAAUGGCUGGUGAAGUUGUUGACAAGCUUUAAGGGUUUUCUAGAUAUCAUGUAAAGCGAACCAUCUGGUUUCUGGAUCAGAAUGGAGCUGAAUGUGUCAGAACACAUUUUACUCCCCAUGUUUAUUGUGAGGUUAUACUAGCCGAUUACAGCUUAGACUACCGCUAUGCAUAUCUGAAAUAUAUGAGGCUAUUUGAGCCAUCGUGCUAUCUAGAACCUAAAAGGGUUCUUUGGCUGUCCCCAUAGGAGAACCCUUUGAAGAACCCUUUUUGGUUCCAUGUAGAACCCUUUUGGGUUCCAUGUAGAACUCUUUCCACAGAGGGUUCUACAUGAAACCCAAAAGGGUUCUACCUGGAACCAAAAAGGGUUCUCCUAUGGGGACAGCCGAAGAACCCUUUUGGAACCCUUUUUUCUAAGAGUGUGUACUUACCGGUAGGACGGUACUGUCUGUAUGUCACAAUAAUGUGUUUUUACUUCUAUACCUGCUACAUUGUUAGCUGUUGCCGGUUCUGUCUCUGCUUACAUAAGUGUGUUGUGUAAUUCUCUGUCUGUGUCCAUGUCCGUUUCCAUGUCUGUGUUUUUCUCUGAAUGGGUUUGUGUGUCUGUUAUCAUUGUCUGUGGAUAUGUCUCUUUGCAUCUCUAGUGGUUUUGUAUGUUCUCUCUGUUAUCCAGCUAUGGCUAUCUACAGUAUGUGUAUGCCAACAUGUCUGUGUCUCAAGGUUUGUCUCUGUCUCAGUCAAUAUACAGUAUGUGCAUGGACUAAAUUGUGUGAAUAAGGGAAUAUAUUGGGUAGCUAUCUUAUCACUAUAUCUAUCUGUCUAUCUACAUUGGAGUCUCCAUGAGUCUUGAGGGGGGCGGGCCCUAUUGGGCAGAUUAUUUUGGGCUGAAAGGUCUCUGUACUGCUGACGGGGCAGGGGAGGCCAAAAACAGCUCAGCGUGGCAGGGAGAGAGCAGGGAGACUGAGAGAGAGAGACAAAGAGAGAGAAGGGGGAUCGUCUGAGCAGCAACCAAAAUGGCCAACAUUAACGGUAAGACCCUGGGCUUAGAGAGAAAAGAUUGAGAUAAUGUGAGACGGUGUCAGUCAGCACACUGAGAUCUAUCAGUGAAUUGACUUGGUGGGGAGGCAGGUGACCUAUUGAAUGGGCAAAGCAGUGUCUCGUGUCAGACAUCGGCAAGAUCAUGGCACAGUUAGUUACAGUACCUAUCGUCCUCAGCCGUAGGGGCGUUUCCACUUAUAGGGACUUACUGUCUGUCCAGUGUAGAGCUGUGCAUUUAGUGACUGUGGGUUUGGAGAGGAGUCUGAACGUCAGGAGAACAGCUACAGACAGGGGUCUUUGGGGAGAUUUUGACCACUCACUGACCAGGAGUGUUUGAGACCAUACCAAUGGUGCAGAGGUGUGUGUGUGUCUGCCUGCUUAGUGAUGGGAUUGUUUCAGGCGGUGACGACCCAGAGUUGUGUUAUAUCUUGUUAAAACAUGUAGGGACCAUCUGUGUGGUUGUUUGUGUAUGUAAGAGGCUAGUAGCGUGAUGAACUGGUCUGUGCCCCAUCUGACAGGGUUACCUCUUUGGGCAGCAGGGUUGGCAGCAGGGUUGGCAGAGCCAAGGUGUUUCACAGGGGUACUCUGUGGCUGGGUGGUAGUUUUGGUUGUGGUGGUAAAUAAUGCCAGGUCAGGCUGUGAAUUGGUUGACUGGUGAUUUAUUAUGUUGUAGUAACGAUUGAGUCAUUCAGUCAGUCAGUCAGUCAGUCACUCAGUCACUCAGUCACUCAGUGCUCAGUGCCUCAUGGUGUAAGAGUAUGCUUCACUUGGCACAGAUAGAGAGGUUUCUCUAAGAUUAUGGCAAAUACAGCUUUCAAUUUGGUCUGUGGUCACGUGUGUGUACGUGCGUGUGUGUGUGUGUGUGUGUGUGUGUGUGUGUGUGUGUGUGUGUGACCCCCCACCCUCCCCUCCCCACUUCCUAUUGUCUGUACUAUUCUCAAAGAGUUCAUUAUACCACUAUAUUAACUUCAACCAAUAUAGACACGGCUUAGUAUUGAGUCAUUCUAUUGGACCGUCACAUGAGGGGUUUGUUUUGCCCCAGCAUUAGUAUAACUUGUUGUAGUAUGUCUUCCAUUUCUUAGUGCACUUAGUCUGUGCAUUUCACAGUGUUACCAUGUGCUGGUCAAUGUCGUAAAGUGCCAACACAUCAAAUAAAGCUGUAUGCUACUGUACUGUACUGUACUUCCACCUGUUGGGACAAUGGGCAGAUGUGUGUGUGCCGGAGGCUUUGAGGGUAUUAAUAGUAUGUUGUAAUGUUUAUAAAUAGUCCUCCUGCUGGUCAGAUAUAUCAGUGCACUCUGUUCUAAUUCCCAGGGCCAGGCUCACUCAUACACUGAUAGCCAUGGAGUAAUGACCACAUGUCUUUGUCACUACAGUUUACCACCUCCGAGGGUCGGCGAGCUGCUAGUGUUCAGCUUCAUUACACUGUGCUAUCAGUGUUUUGGCUGUAAUGACUGUUGGUUGGGAGCUACUGCUACUUAUUCCAUGGAGGGAUCAGGCCAGGGGAGUCUCCAUUUUGGCUCUGGGAGGGCCCAGUCGCAGCGGCUCCAGUUGCUGGGUGACUAAUCGAGGGAGAUGGGCAGGGUGCAGAGAGGGGGUGGUAGCGGGCUUGAAGAUUGUCAGCAGGUGCUCUCAGAGGCAACAUUUAAAUUCAGGGUUCCUGCUCCCUCCUCGCGUCUUUCCUCUUCUCUCUCCCUUCCUCUAUACAGUGUGCAGGCUAUAUUAAGCCCAGGCUUGACGUCUCCCCCUGCUCCUGUGUGUGUUUUCUCUCUGCCUGGUGAUCACUGUCCCUCUGCUCUGCCUCCGCACAGCUGAAAGGCCUUCUGGCCCACUGAGCACUGGAGAGUCAGAGCCAAACAGGGACUGACUGGCUGGUGAUGCUGUGGGCGUUUUGUAAAAGGCACAUAGGCAGGAACAGUGAGGAGGAGAGACUCUUGCAGCUCUGACUUUCCCUGCUGCCUUUAGCAACCAACUAAAAUAAUCAGAGGAAGUGUCAGAUGCUUGGGCUUGUCCCCUCCCCCACCCUGCUUCAAGGAAGUCCCCUGAGUCCAUGUUGGCUUCUACUCUGUUUCUCACUGGUUUAUAUGUGAAGUGAACAUGUAGACUAUGCAACUAACUUUCUUAUUUCUCCCUCUCUUGUUAAUUCCCCUUCCCAUCCCUCUAUUACCGUCUAUCCUUCUUUGGCUCUUCUCUUCUCCUCUCCUCUGCUCUCCCCUCCACUCCUCUCCUCCUCCUCUCCUCAGUGAUGGAUCUGAUCUACUGGAAGGACACAGAGCGUACAGGCAUGGUAUUCACAGGGCUGGUGGUGGGUUUGCUGUCCUUGUUCCAGCUCAGCAUCAUCACAGUCAUCUCCACUAUCUCCCUGGGCGUCAUGUGCUUCACCGUCUCAGUCUGCCUCUACUAUAAAAUCCUGCACGUUCUCAGCAUGGGAGACGGAGUGCACCCUUUCAAGUGAGUGGCUGUCCACCUGGGAUGGGAUGGGAUAAAAUGGGGUGGGAAGUGUUCCUGUCUCUUCUCUCAACGUAUUCAUCUUCUCUCCUCUCCAUUCACUUUGUCCUCUCCUUUGCCCUUUAAAAAAGAUGUCCUCUUUUCCCCUUUAUUCCCUUGUCUGCUUCCUCUCCUCUCCCCUCUUCUUUUCCUAUUUCUUCUCGCCUAUCCUCUCCUCUUUUCCCUCAUCCCCCACUCCCUUCCACUCUCGUUUAUCUCCUCUCUUCUCUAAUAAUGCUGUGGGAGUGGCAUUCAGGAAUAGGUUCUCAAUUGGCUGGAUUCUCUCACCUCCCAAAAUAAAUCCUGUCUGGGAUCACAGUCCAGUGGGCUUGUCUUUAAAAACGACAGUGUGUUUUAUGAUUUCUUAGGUUAACCACUGCUGUUUGAUAAAAUAGUUGAUAGACUUCAUCCAUCGUGAUCUGAAAGGAACGUUUUAUUUGAAUAUCUGUGCUGAUGGAAAUCAUAAAGGCAUAAGACAACAAACUGUGUUUGCAUCAGGGUGUGUUCGUGGCGACUAUCACUCAUCAACACUGCCUCUUUCCUCCUUCCCAUUGGUCCUUGACCCUGGACUCUAUCUCCCUCUCUUUCUCCAUCACUCCCCCUCUAUCACUUUGUCUUUAAUGCACCCUCCUUUUCUACCCCCCUCUCUUUCUCUACUCAGGGCGUAUCUGGAUCUGGACAUCAGUUUCAGUGGGGAGCUGGCUGACCAAUACAUGCAGAAGGCCAUUGUUACAGUCGUCUCUGCUGCUAACUCACUCAAGAAUCUCUUCCUGGUUGGAAGCCUCUUCGACUCUCUCAAGGUGAGACUGCCUAGGUAUUGGAUCUCAUCGAUCUUCAUCUAGAAAUGGCCAGAAUAUGGCAGUGUACCUUUUUAUAUGCUCUCCUUCAAUAGCGCCUCUGUCUCGUUCAUUAUCUAAGGAUCAAAUAACAUUUUACACAAGGAAGCACUUCAGAAUGGCAUAGACCUUUUGUCCCUCAAAACACACCCUCUCUCUCUCUCUCUCUCUGCCUUUCUCUCUUUUAACCUCCUUCCCUUCUCCUUGUCUCUUGAACCCCGUCCAUCAUCGUGUUUACAGGAGGCCAUCUUUUCGUUGUGGAUUUACUUUAACAUUGCUACCUCUAGCUGUCUGGGCUCGACUCUCUUUCAAUAGAGCAGACAUCCCUCCCCUUUCUCUAUCCAUCUUUUUCUCUUCCUCUGUUCUGUGCUGUACUGGCAUCAGCCUGCCUCCCCGUCCCCGUUCACUGGAGAUGACAACGUUGUCAUGCCCACCGUCGCCAAAUGACAAAUGACGACUGUGAUUCCUAACAAUACCACUAUCAAAGACAGCUACUGUCAUACCCACAACUCACUGUGGUUCAUAUGAUUGUGAUAAUCAUGUAUAUGCAGUCCUGCUGCUUUAAAUGUUCCCUUGUUUUUGGUCGCAUCGGAGUGUGAUGCAAGCAAACUGGUAGCAAGCACAAUUGCAAGUAUGUAGAACAUUGGGUUUUUAUUGAAUUGGCAUCGGGGAUGAUACACAAAAGAUAUGUGUUGUAUUGUAAGGGUUACAAUAAGAAAGCAGUACAACUGUCUCUUCCCCUUACAAGUAUACCUGAGUGCUCUCAAAGCAUUGCAAUGGUGUCAUUUUUGAUGGAGGCUAAAACAACAUAGUACUCAUUCAAAGGUUACUUUUAACAGUUUGCCAAGGCUAUGCAAAGGUUCUCGUCCUUUCCCUCUCCCCAUCCUAUAUAUGUGUUUCAUACAGAACAUGUAUGACAUUUCUCUGUGUGUAUUUCAGUUACGGUUACUCUAGGUCAGUCCUGACAUAUCGAUGAAGGAUGUUCCCUUGUCAUAGUAAUACAAUAUGUACAGCAAACUUCGACUAACUACUCAUUCGAGGGUUUAUCUUUAUUUUUAAUAUUUUCUACAUUGUAGAAUAAUUGUGAAGACAUCAAAACUAUGAAAUAACACAUAUGGAAUCAUGUUGUAACCAAAAAAGUGUUUAACAAAUCAAAUUAUAUUUUAUAUUUGAGAUUCUUCAAAUAGCCACCCUUUGCCUUGAUGACAGCUUUGCACACUCUUGGCAUUCUCUCAACCAGCUUCACCUGGAAUGAUUUUCCAACAGUUUUGAAGGAGUUCCCACAUAUGCUGAGCACUUGUUGGCUGCUUUUCCUUCACUCUGCGGUCCGACUCAUCCCAAACCAUCUCAGUUGGGUUGAGGUCGGGUGAUUGUGGAGGCCAGGUCAUCUGAUGCAGCACUCCAUCACUCUCCUUCUUGGUAAAAUAGCCCUCACACAGCCUGGAGGUGUGUUGGGUCAUUAUCCUGUUGAAAAACAAAUGAUAGUCCCACUAAGCCCAAACCAGAUGGGAUGGCGUAUCGCUGCAGAAUGCUGUGGUAGCCAUGCUGGUUAAGUGUGCCUUGAAUUCUAAAUAAAUCACAGACAGUGUCACCAGCAAAGCACCCCCACACCAUAACACCUCCUCCUCCAUGCUUUACGGUGGGAACUACACAUGCAGAGAUCAUCCAUUCACCCACACCGCGUCACACAAAGACACAGCGGUUGGAACCAAAAAUCUCCAAUUUGGACUCCAGACCAUAGGACAAAUUUCCACCGGUCUAAUGUCCAUUGCUCGUGUUUCUUGGCCCAAGCAGGUCUCUUCUUAUUAUUGGUGUCCUUUAGUAGUGGUUUCUUUGCAGCAAUUCGACCAUGAAGGCCAGAUUCACACAGUCCCCUUUGAACAGUUGAUGUUGAGAUGUGUCUGUUACUGGAACUCUGUGAAGCAUUUAUUUGGGCUGCAAUUUCUGAGGCUGGUAACUCUAAUGAACUUAUCCUCUGCAGCAGAGGUAACUCUGGGUCUUCCAUUCCUGUGGUGGUCCUCAUGAGAGCCAGUUUCUUCAUAGCGCUUGAUGGUUUUUGCGACUGCACUUGAAGAAACUUUCAAAGUUCUUGAUAUUUUCCAGAUUGACUGACCUUCAUGUCUUAAAGUAAUGAUGGACUGUCGUUUCUCUUUGCUUAUUUGAGCAGUUCUUGCCAUAAUAUGGACUUGGUCUUUUACCAAAUAGGGCUAUCUUCUGUAAACCCCCCCUACCUUGUCACAACACAACUGAUUGGCUCAAAUGCAUUAAGAAGGAAAUAAAUUCCAAAGAUUAACUUUUAACAAGGCACAACUGUUAAUUGAAAUGUAUUCCAGGUGACUCCCUCAUGAAGCUGGUUGAGAGAAUGCCAAGAGUGUGCAAAGCUGUCAUCAAGGCAAAGGGUGGCUAUUUGAAGAAUCUCAAAUAAAUAAAAUAUAUUUAGAUUUGUUUAACACUUUUUUGGUUACUACAUGAUUCCAUAUGUGUUAUUUCAUAGUUUUGAUGUCUUCACUAGUAUUCUACGAUGUAGAAAAUAGUAAAAAUUAAGAAAAACCCUCGAAUGAGUAGGUGUGUCCAAACUUUUGACUGGUACUGUAUAUAUAAUCUAAAUCUAAAUUCUUUAUCAAAUGAUAAACCGUUUCUGCUAGAAAGCUUCCUUUUAGACUUCAUUCAUUUUCUCUCCAAUUUACCGGGACAGUAGAAAGAAAACAUUGGCACAUUGAAUCAACAACAGUCAUAUGCGUUGCACCAUAAUGCUUUAGGGUUAAAUGUAAAUUUACAGCAGGAGUACUUAGUGUGACUUAUCACAGUUAGUGAGAGACAGUGUGACUGUGCCACGUAGCCUUCAGCCUGAGCCCCAGAACCCUGUGGUCUCAACCCUGACCUGGCCGGUAUGUGACAUGGAACACAGGUGGCUGUUAACCCAGUUACAGGGGCGAGAGGAGUUUCGUCUUCUCUGAGAGGGGGGUGUCCCGUUUCAGGAUGGGGAUAUGGGCCCUAAGUGACAACCCACUGAGCUAUAUUACACCAACUCCAAAAGGGUUAUGGUGGAUGAUCUGGGAAAUAUGUAGUUAUUAAUUGACCAUGUGCAAAUUUAACAUAUGGGGCAUGCAUGCAUUCAUUCACAUUUUACAUUUACAUUUUAGUCAUUUAGCAGACGCGCUUAUCCAGAGUGACUUACAGUUAGUGCAUUCAUUUUAAGAUAGCUAGGUGGACAACCACAUAUUUCAGUCAUAGUAAGUACAUUAUCCCCAAUAAAGUAGCUAUCAGGAAAGUCAGAGCUAGAAAGCGGGAGGGGGAAGUCAAGUGCGAGUGUUAGUUCACGAAAGGUGUAGAGGGGGUGCAGGGGGGGGGGGGGGGGGGGGGGGUGCUGUGGGAUUAUUUAAGAUACUCUUUGCAACACAUUUACCACAAGCUUGUGCUUCUAAGUCUUUGGUGGUCUUUGGUGGUCCUGUAUCGCUCAGAUGGUAGAGCAUGGUGCUUGCAUCGCCAGGAUAGUGGGUUCAACUCCCGGGGCCACCCAUACUUAAAAUGUAUGCAUGCAUGACUGUAAGUUGCUAUGGAUAAAAUCGUCUGCUAAAUAAAUGUAUAUUUUGAUGGAAUUUGCAAUCCUUAAUGCAAAGAGUACAUUCAAUUGUGCAUUGUGUAUGUGGAGCUCACUGUGUGUUUCCUCCCGUUCUUUUCAGCUCCUGGCUCUGAUGUACCUGGUGACCUUCCUGGGAAACCUGUGUAAUGGCCUGACUGUCCUCAUCAUUGGUGAGAAUCACAGACACAGUUAGAAUCAGUAUUUGAAUAACUUUAUUGUAUUGGCAUUCAAUAAUCAUGAUGGCCGUUUGUCCUGUAGAGACGGAUCCCAUUGGUUGAUGCAUGCUGACAUUGUCGAAUAUUGUACUUCAAGUAUUUCAGCUGAAGACAGCGCUUAUAUUGUUUUAUCAACAGCCUUCUGAUUUUAAUAAAAGGGUAUGCCAUGUUGUUAGUCUGAAGAAGCUAUUUACUCAAUCAGAAAGAUGAACACAUGCUCACUCCUCCCUUUCUAUCUUCCUCUUCUCCAGGUGUGAUCGCCCUCUUCUCUCUACCACUGUUCUACAGGCAGCACCAGGUAAAAUCGCACUAACGCUGCUGACAACUGCUCUCCUGAUUAAUUCAAUGAAAGAAGGUACUUCUGUCAAUUGUUCAAAUGAAGUGUGUUUCUCACCAAUACCUCUUUUGAUGUUCCAGGCAAAAGUGGAUGGCUUCUUUGCAGGAAUUCAGGCAAACAUUGACAACAUCAAGGACAUGUGAGUAUGGCGCCAUCUUACAGCACAACAGUGGAAUGCAACAUUCCUCUUUCCUUCCUGUAGUUUUCCAUUGCAGCUCUGCAGACCCUGAACUGAAUUCUGAAUCACUGUGAUGUUUACUCAAUUUGUAACGGCUGGCAGUAUUGGAGAAAUGGUAUGGAAAAAGCCUAUAACCUUUGUCAAUUACCAAUGUAAAUGAGAUCAUGUGAUAUUGACCCCUCUCUUUAAUACAGUAUCCACAGAAUUGCCCAAGGUGGUGGCCCAAUCCCAGACCCAACCCCUGGCGGCGCCAAGCCCAAAACACAAUGA